AUGGACCUCCUCAGUACGCUGAAAGAAGAAAUGGCAAGAAAGCGCAAGCGGAUUGCCGAACUAGAAGUGAAAGUAGACGGCAAGAAAUUCAUUAGAGGUGCUGAUUUAGUUGCCAAGCAAGAGGAAGAGUAUCGAGAAAAGCAAAAACUCAAGCACACCAAUCAUCAAGAAACAAAAGAGGAAGAGAGCACCAUUGCGCAUUCGUCUUCCGAAGGAGAUCAUACUUUUGAAACAGCAGUUCCCGAUGAAAUACCUUUGGCUGAGGUCCGCAAACGGCUGCGAGACCGCGGGCAACCGAUACUUCUGUUUGGAGAAGAUGAGUCACAAGUCCGAGCACGAUUACUCAAACUAGAAAUUGAACAGCCGGACAUGAAGGAAGGUUGGAAAAACGAAAUGCAGACGGCUAUGCGAGACGUCGACGAGGAGCUCGUCAAGGAAGUAAUCGAAGGAUCUUCAAAUGACCCGAACAAGCAUGACGUUGAUUAUUCAGCAUCAUUCAAUGACAACUGGGAGAAGAUUGAAGAGCAGGCUACCUUGCUAGGUCUCGGUGAGACGAUUAAAAGCAUUUUUAUGAGCAUUCUCAUUAUCGGUUAUCAUGCU
Molecule: messenger RNA, 600 nt
Organism: Cooperia oncophora
Lineage: Eukaryota; Metazoa; Nematoda; Chromadorea; Rhabditida; Trichostrongylidae
Source: the annotation of a GenBank genome assembly